GACGUUGCAUGUUCAGUCAUGCGUAACAAGUAGCGUCAAUCGCGUUUUCAUUGUUUUUAUUGUUGCGUCACAGUGAGGACAACAUCUAACAAUGGGAGCUGGGAAUAGCGUUGAGAUUCCUGGUGGUGGAACUGAGGGGUAUCAUGUUUUGCGGGUCCAGGAGAAUUCUCCCGGUUACAAGGCAGGGUUAGAACCUUUCUUCGAUUUCAUUGUAAUGAUCGGAAAUACGAGACUGAACAAAGAUGACGAUCGUUUGAAGGAUUUGCUUCGAGCGAAUGUUGAGAAACCCGUGAAGAUGUUUGUGUACAGCAGUAAGACAUUAAAGAUUCGUGAAGUAACUCUCACCCCAAGUAGUAUAUGGGGGGGUCAGGGUUUGUUGGGGGUUUCGAUAAGAUUCUGUUCCUUUGACGGGGCUAAUGAGAACGUGUGGCACGUUUUGGAUGUUGAACCGAAUGCCCCCGCUUACCUCGCGGGGUUACGACCUUUCAGCGAUUACAUCAUCGGUGCUGACUCGCUGUUAAGUGAGCAAGACGAUUUAUUCACGUUGAUUGAUUCUCACGAUGGCCGACAAUUGAAGUUGUUUGUUUAUAAUAAAGACACGGAUGCGUCGCGUGAAGUUAUUAUUACACCCAACAGUGCAUGGGGUGGGGAGGGAAGUAUGGGAUGCGGCAUCGGGUAUGGCUACUUACACAGAAUCCCAAUCCAACCUUUUACCGAGGGUAAAGUGGUGAGCGUCAAACAUCCGACCCCGACGAACGUGGUCGACUCUCCUCCGACAUCUAGUGACGGGUUUGCCGAGGUUCAACUCCAACCAACCAUGACGACAACGAACGGGUUGCCCACGGCAACGAGUAGCAACGUGUUGCCGGGUAACGCUGGGUUACCAACGUAUGUUUCCAUGGUUACCGAUUCAUCUGCUUCAGCGAGUUUCGCAUCAGCGGUGCCAGGUGCGGGAAUACCACCCUUGGUGAAUAUCUCGUUGCCGUCGACAACUUAUUCAACGGACCUUCCACCAAUCACACUCGAGUCUGGUAUUCCCCCUCUCCCAGCGUUACCCAACUUCACCCUACCCCCGAUGAACUUACCCCAGGGAAUCCCCCCAAUGAACUUAUCCGAAGGAAUCCCCCCAAUUAAUUUACCCGAGGGAAUCCCCCCAAUUAAUUUACCGGGGGGAAUUCCCAUGCCCUCGUUGGAAAACUUAGCUGCAAGCCUGCCUCCAGUGGUGGACGUUCCGGUUGAACAAACGCAAGACAGCGAGCCACAAGAGGCAGUAGAGGGAAGUCCCAUGAUCGCGCCGUACGCUUCACCAGUUGCUACAAACUAAACAUAGAAAUCUCAUUACACCUCUAAUUAUUCAUCAUAAUGUAUAUUGUUUGUGUACAGUGACGUAUGAAGCACGUGGUGCUGGAAGCAAUGUUAAUAAAUAUAAAGGGGAAUUUA
This is a messenger RNA of Ciona intestinalis (vase tunicate), 1440 nucleotides long. The record is from RefSeq and is a predicted model, not a curated record. Lineage: Eukaryota; Metazoa; Chordata; Ascidiacea; Phlebobranchia; Cionidae.